AUGGAUCAACUGUCAAUCAUCCAUGCGUUUCAGAGCGAGUCUACAUUUUUAGUUGAUGUUCCUGCAUCAAUUCUGCAUCGUCCAACAACUACUGGUGUACGCCUUAAUCGUUCCCGUGUCAGCGGUAAUGAUGGAACUCAUGAAGCCUUUAUGAAUGCGCUUUCUCUCUCUGUUGACCCAACCUCAAACUUGGGCGAUAAUGACAGUGAUAAAAAGGAAUUAAGUGUAAUGCGUGUAGUACCUAUUAAUGGAUCAAGAGCUUUUCACAAACGGUUUCUUGCGCGAUGUGAAUCAUACUGCCGUUUAUGUUGUCGGUUACAACGGGGUGUUGAAUGGUUAUUUUCAAGACGUUCCCGUCAUCAUAGAAGCAUUAAGAGUAAUGCGGCUGUUGAUGAUUCCACCGUAUUUGACGUGGAUCGUCUCUCUCAUUUAGUUUUCCCAGUAGAACCUACAGCAUUUGUAGCGGCUGCCUUUGCCCUUCCCUCAAUUAUCUCUGUGGUACCAGCCGCAUCGGAUGAAGAAUCAACGACAGUAACAAAAGGUGUGGGAGGAGAAGGAAGAAAAGGCGGAGAUGAUGUGGGAUCAUUAAAGGAUACACGAGUAAUACCGUAUUGUUUCUUUUACGGUUUUCCAGAGCAGCGUGUCUUGCGUGGUCAAAGUGUUAGUGAUCAUAUUAGUAAUGAUAGUACUACUAACACUAAUUUAAGAAAUGCUUUGGCUGCUGAAGCGUCAAGAAUGACGUUAAUGGAUCGCUUUUUAGCUGUUUCUAACGCAACAGGUGUUUGUGGAGCGGCUUCAACAAUGCAUAAUGCAUUAGGUAUGAAUAACCGCACAAGGAUUGGGCUUACUCUUGCGGCUUACCUAGAAUGUCGUCUCCCCCGCUCUGUAAGUGGUCCACAUAAGGGAUCACCAGCACCAGGUGGUAGUGGUAGUGGUAUUGGUGGUGUUAAUAGUAGUAGUGAAUGGAGUAGAGAAGAUCCCUUUUCAUGCUGGAGUGAUGAUGUCUUAUGGCGUUUACUUGGAUUGCUAGUGUCAGCAUUGGCUGUAGUUCAUGCGGCUGGUUUUCACUUUAGAGGGGAAUUAUCUACAGAUGAUGUACUUUGCUUUGCUCUCCCUGAUAGCAGUGAAGAAGAAUCACACAUCUCAACACCAACAUCAUCCACAACAACAACAAGAACAACAACAACAACAGCAGCAGCAGCAACAGCAACAGCAGUGGGGGCGAACACGAUGAAAAGGAAUAGUGGAAUAGAAUCCAUCGCCCAUCAUCUCGUCUCACGGACCACGGCGAGUGAAUCCCACUGGCUUAUUACGGAUACAACCCCCGCCCAUCACGCAUUCUUUGUAUUCACCACACCCCCACGAUCUCUCUUUGCAGAGGAAAUGCGGGGAGGCGAAGAAGAAGAGGAAGAACGGGAAGAAAACGCAGCGGAGAUUGGCGCAGCACAAAGACGAGAUACAGCCGCACUGGGCCGUAUUCUCGUGGCAGUUGUCGCUGAGGCGAAACGGCGGCGUGGGGCGAGAGGUACAACAAGUUGUUCAGAACUUCUCUUUGUUGCUGAGCGAAUGGCCGCUGUGGGAGAAAGUGUGAAUACGACCUCAACAACCACAACAUCAUCAUCAUCCGCAAAUGGUGGUGUAUUGGGAGAGGCACCGGCCCAUCGAUUUGCACAGUUGCAGGCUGUACAACUGCGUACACAUCUUUGGCUACUUCGCUCUAUUCUGGAGGAACGCGAUACACAAAUUGCCACUUUUAUGUUUUACCUUAAUAAAAGCAACAACGACAACAACAAUAAUACUAAUACUACUAAUAAUAACAACAACAACAACAAUGCCAGUAACACCAGUAAUAUCAAUAACCAUGACCACAACAGUAGCAAAAGGAAGGAUACUAGUAAUAUCAUUAGCAACAAUAUCUGGAGUGAUGGUAAAAGAAAUGGGAAUGGGGGAAAAGUGACUGAUCAUAAGUAUCCGUCUUUAACGAAUGUUGAAGCGUAUAUGGCAGAACUAGAGGAGCGAGAAAAACGACUUGAGGAGCGGGAAGAAAAAUUAAAUCAAUUUCUUCUUCUUUAUGAAUUAACGUCUGAACGAUUAGAUCAACUCCCUGCAGGGAAAGAAAGCUUUGAACGUCUCAGACAAUCAUUAGUGCAGACUCCACGUUCAAAGACAUUAUCAGCAGCAUCAGCAUUACCUGUAGCCAAAUCACUGCCUAUACCGACAACAGCAUCGUCAUCCCCAACAACAUCACCACCUAAUGCUGCUGCUGCUGGUCCUCCAAGGGCAUCAACAUCGCCAUUAAGAUCAGUUGUCCCUCCAAUAGCAGGUGUAGCAGCAAUAACCACAGGAAGAGCAACCAACACUACAAACACAGCAGCUGUAGCUACGGCGAGAGGAUUACCAUCCACUAGUAUGCCGCCCACACCAGGAGUCUCAACAGCACGAGCAGGGCCAUCAUCAACACAUACCGCACAACAAACCGUACAAACAACAACAUCAUCAUCAUCACCACAAAAGGUCUCAACUGCACUUUCGUGGUCUUCGCUAGCACAACAACCUUAUCCACGAUCUUCUCGUCGUACAGUAACGACUGAGUCCACCACUCCAUCCGAUAAAACUCGUCCACUUUACGGUCUCCUUCGUUUUCAAAAAACUGAAAAUUCUUCUGGUGGUAAUGCCAAUACCAAUACCAAUGCCAAUAUCUCUCCUACUGCUGCGGACAUGUUGGCAUCGCAUACUUCACCCGUGGGUUUACUUGGUAAAGAGGGACGAGUAAUAGAUGGAGCCCCACAAAACUGUUCUCCUCGGGUAACUCCAGGGGGCCACACACAACGAGCGAGUACACGAACCAACACUCCAUCGAUGGCGCAUUCAAAUAGUACGGCAGUGGGCCACACAGCAUUAGCUCAAGGUACGAUGUCUACAAGAACACCAACCGCUAGUUCUUCUGUACGUCGACAAAAAAGUGUUUCACCUAUUGUUACUAGUCGUUCUUAUAACGGUCGAGCGGAAUCUCCUGCCGUUGUUGGACUUUCUACAGUUUCUUCAACAGGGAGGGAAAAGGUUAUUGGUAGACCAGCAUCAUCAAAAUUAACACAUUCUACUUCUCUUGCGGCUGUUCCUUCUUCUACAACAAAGCUUGAACUACCCUUACAACAUGUUACUCCUGUACGAGCAAAUCAACGAACUCCCCUUACGGGCCGACCAAGAUCUGUGCUCGCUACACCAGAUGUUUCUCCACUUGUACGUACAACAGAUGAUAAUUCAUCACUGCUUCUUCCUACUAGUUAUAAAACACCACCACGGACAACACCUAUUGCAACACCGCUACAAUCACGUGGAAGCCCAGGAGUGCAUAUGUUGAAUAAAGUACCAACACCACAUUCCACUACACCACUAAAUAGUUCCAAAGCACAUGCACGUCCUUCUAUGUCACCACGUCAGACAGGUAAUUUGGUUUCCGCUAAAAAUGUUUCUACAACAACUAGUCACCCUACACUUGCUGCAGGAAAACUCAAGUCAUCUCAUUAUGAUCCUUCAUUAUAUAUGCAUGGAUCAAAAGAAACAGGACAUGUGGCAGCAAUUGCAGCAUCAUUAUCAUCAUCAUCAGCACCAUCACCGUCAUCAACAGCACCAUCACCAUCACCAGCGAUAGCUGCAGUGGGAAUGAGAACUGCGGCGGCAGCAACAGCAGCAGCAGCAGUACCAACAGCAACAACACCAACAGCAGCGAAAACAAUGACAGGGAGAAAAAGUUCAGGAAAAACUCAGCCGAGUGGUUAUGGUGUUCCAACAAAGAGUGAAGAGAAAAAUACUACCGUCGUACAUAUGAUGAAACUAUCUGAAGAAAGAAGUAACACAUUGCUCAUGACGAUGAACAAUUCCCGCGAAACUUUACAACAUCAUCUUCAAGAGCGUAAGGGUGGUAGUACUGCUGUACCUACUACUAACACUACUACUACUACUACUACGACUGCUACUACCACCAAUAAUCAUACACCUAUUACUACCAAUAAGGUGAGAACCCCAGGCGCUCGCAUACCCAGCGCAACAAACUUUUCUCCUCAUGUUGAUGAUAGCAUACCUAUAACGGUCUCUCUCGAUAUAUCUGCUGGACUAGAGUGCAAUUUACACGUUGACUCACAGAAACCUUCAUCAGGCUCUCAACAACUAAAAAAAGAACGUGAAGAAGGUAUGACUCCCCGAACAGCACGCUCUCGCCUUGCUGGUGAUGGUUGGGUAAAUCAUCAUUUAGCGGCACUAGAGCAACUACGGUAUGAUUUUCAACAGUCUGAGGUAAUCAAAAGUGCACGUAACACACCUAAUGGUAAGUCAGCUUUAAGGGGUAGUAGAGACCGUGUUGUAGAUAGUAUAGAUUCAUCAAAGUUGUCACCAGAUCAUGAUAACGUUGGAAAUGCAGCUGCGUGGGGAGCAACAAACAAAGUUCAUUCUAGUGCUGCGGCACAUGCUAGCACUACGAGCGCUAGAUGUAUGUAUUAA
Trypanosoma theileri is the source of this 4497-nucleotide messenger RNA. RefSeq lists its product as uncharacterized. Bases 1 to 4497 code for a protein of 1498 amino acids. NCBI's taxonomy places the organism in Eukaryota, Euglenozoa, Kinetoplastea, Trypanosomatida, Trypanosomatidae. The transcript has a single exon. The record is from RefSeq and is a predicted model, not a curated record.